UCUCCGUUGUCAUAGUGAAAUUCAACAAUCAAUUUAUAACAUUUUUGUGCUUCGGCUUGCUUUUGGUUGCCAGACAUUUACAAUGGAACUUCAAAGUGAACUAAUCCGACCUUCUCGGAAUAAACACCGUUCGAAUGCCGUCACUGCUAUGCGCGUAAUUGAUCGACGAGAAGCGGUGACAGAGCUGGAGCAAAAAUUGGCAAAAAGUAAGAAACAGCUAUUACGAGAAGAAGUGACCUCAUUUGAAAAACGAACAGCAAUAGCAGAAAAGAGAGAACAACUUGAGUACGAAGAGCUACAAAGCUUGCAGCUUUUUCAGACAAACUUGAAAAUUCGUGAAUCUGUUUUAUCGGCUCUGGAAAAUGACGAAGAAGAAUGUCGAAAACUGAGCGAGGAGCAACACCUUCACCUACUCCAGAUGCAGCAGCUUGAAGGCGACCUAACCCAGUUAAUGACCAAGCUGGAGUUCUUGCAAAACUACCAGAACACUAUAUCGGACGUGGAAGGCUUUGACAGAGUGGUCAGUAAAUUUCAAGAGUUAAACCAAACAUGGCAAAACACGGUUACUGACUACCAUGAAAUAUUAACCAGCGCAACCAAAUCAACGUUUAGAAAGGGACAUCCAAUGGAGGCUGUGAUGCGGACCCUAGUUGGAACGAAUGCUGCCGACAGUCAACGAGUUACGCAUUCACGCGAAUCAACGGAUAGCAACAAGACGGCACGCAAUGCACAGUGGCAGACUUGUACGAUGGUAGAAUCGUUCAAACAACACGGCCAUACUUACUUGGCAAUUGUAAACUUAGCAGCGCACUUGUCGUUUCACCCAAUAGCGAGAACUCUUACGAACGUAGGUGGUUCUAAUCUACGGGCUGUUAAACCUACCAAAACUCUUUUCGGAAAAAAAGACGAGUUGGAGCGAGUUCCUAGCAUCGAACAGAUCAAUCUACCAGUACAGAGCAACAAAGAAAGAUGGAGAGCAUUGGCUGCGGCAGCCAUGGGCGAUGGUAGAGGGCAAACUCGGGGUGAAACGGAUGCUUCUGUUUCAUCCGACAUAGGUCGAGCUACUGACUCGAUGAGCAUUGAAAUAGAGAACAAACUACUGGCAAGUGCUGAAGUUUGCAGCGUUUCGCCCAUUUGCCCGAAACAAUCCAUCAUCAAUCAAAUUGCUGUUAGCAAACUCAAUUUCAUAGAACAAAUUUUAUACGACUUGACAUUGAUCAAAGACGAGAUCGAAUUUCACACUGAUCCCUUAUUUUACAAUGAACCCGGGCAUUCGUUUGCCUAAGCAGGAAGAAGGUCUUCCACGUUUUCCUCCAAAAUUAAGUAGCCUAGGACAAUUCGUCAAAAUCCUAUCCAACCGCACAUGGAAAAAAGGAUUUUACAUCAAUUUGUCAGUAGAAUUUAUGCGCCCACCUUAUUUAAUUCUCUUUUUAAUGACGUGUGUCUGAAAUAACUAAAACGCAGAAUAUAAUGCUGUGAAUCAUGA
Molecule: messenger RNA, 1486 nt
Organism: Daphnia magna
Lineage: Eukaryota; Metazoa; Arthropoda; Branchiopoda; Diplostraca; Daphniidae
Exons: 7
Coding region: 83-1285 (400 amino acids)
Source: RefSeq, a predicted model, not a curated record